Molecule: messenger RNA, 961 nt
Organism: Corapipo altera (White-ruffed manakin)
Lineage: Eukaryota; Metazoa; Chordata; Aves; Passeriformes; Pipridae
Product: complement factor H-related protein 3-like
Exons: 4
Coding region: 75-605 (176 amino acids)
Source: RefSeq, a predicted model, not a curated record
CUUUGUUUUAUUCUAAAGAAUCAUGUAAAGCACCAGAGGACAUUUUGAUUCACCACACAAAUAAAACCGUGUUCAUGCCUGAAGAUAGAAUUGAGUAUUCAUGUUUGGAAGGAUAUAAAACUGCAAAUAACAUGCCAACUGAUACCACAAGGUGUGGCAUAAAUGGUGAAUGGAGUCCAGCACCCGAGUGUCUCGUGGCCUGUACAGCAUCAGAAGAAGAUAUGGACAGAAACAAUGUUGAACUAAAAUGGUCCAGAGAAACCAAGCUGUAUUCCACAUCGGGUGACUAUAUUGAAUUUGACUGUAAAGCAGGAUAUGUGAAAGAGCAAGAGCCUUCCCACUACAAAGUCCAGUGUGUGGAGGGAGUGUUGGAUUACCCACGAUGCAGGCUGGGAAGGAGCUGUACAGUGAAUACAAACCAUACGGAAAGCAACAAUAUUCAACUACAGUCACCCCAAUCAAGAACUUCCACCUAUCGCUCUGGGGAUUUUAUUUUCUUUGAAUGCAAAAGCGGGUACCGACAAAUUUCAAGAACUGAGAAAUUUAGAGCACAGUGCCUGGAUGGAGCAAUUACAUAUCCUACAUGUCAGUCCAGGUUUGGAUAAAUGGAAACGGCGUGAAGGAGGCCAGCUGCAGAAAUAAGAGAACCCUCAGCCAACCCCGUGAUUUGAGCUCAGUUUUUCCUGGUGUUUCCCAUUUUGCUGUGCUUUGUUUGCAGCUUAGACAAUGUUCUGCCUUGGAAUUUGUUUUUAUGAUUGGAUGAUUGUGUUUGCAUAUUAUCCACAUUUUAUCCAUUUUUGUAAAUGUAUUUACAUUUUGUCCAUCCAAAUGGCUGUGCUUGCAUUUUAUCCAUUCUAUACUGAUCUCACUGUUAUUUUUAUUAACAAUUGUGUCCUGAAAUAGGCUGGCUUUGGUGGCAUACUGAGACAAGAAUUAAAGCUCGUGAGUAAUUUGAUUCUCA